This is a messenger RNA of Dromiciops gliroides (monito del monte), 3715 nucleotides long. Its product is annotated as zinc finger protein 850-like. The coding region runs from base 159 to 2909 and encodes 916 amino acids. The transcript has 5 exons. The record is from RefSeq and is a predicted model, not a curated record. Gene Ontology annotation, biological process: regulation of DNA-templated transcription. NCBI's taxonomy places the organism in Eukaryota, Metazoa, Chordata, Mammalia, Microbiotheria, Microbiotheriidae.
GGGGGAGUGUAGAAGCAGGAAGUCUUUUUUACUUGAGAGUUCUAUGCUGUCCCUGCAGCCCAGAUCUAUUUCCUUUCUUUCCUUGCAGCUGAGAUUACUCUGUCUUCCGGAAGCCAGCUUUGUGCGUGCAGGUCGCAGGGAGCCUGGAGCUAGAGGGAAUGGCCCCUGGGAGCCUCAGACCUCCACCUCAGGAGUUGGUGACCUUCAAGGAUGUGGCUGUGGAUUUCACCCAGGAGGAGUGGGGCCUCUUGGACCAUCCUCAGAAGGAGUUAUACAAGGAGGUCAUGCUGGAGAAUGCCCAGAACCUGCUCUCUCUGGGGCUUCCAGUUCCCAGAGAAGAUGUAAUUUCUUAUUUUGAGCAAAGAGAAGCACCAAGGAUGUUGGAGCAAGAAGGCCUGAGGAGCUGCUGUCCAGAAGGAAAGAUCAGGCUUGAAAUAAAGGAGAGUAGUGCAGAGCUAAGCCUUUUUCUGGAAGAAACUCACAAGCUUCAGAAGAGAGAAAUCUGUGCUGCACAUGAGAGAAUCCCCAUUGGAGAGAAACUGUAUGACUGUAAUCAGUGUGGAAAGGCUUUCAGAUCCAGCUCCAAUCUUGCUUCCCAUCAGAGAAACUACACAGGAGAGAAAACUUAUGAAUGUAAUGAAUGUAGAAAGGCUUUCAAAUAUAGGAAGAAUGUCGAUAGCCAUCAGAGGAUCCAUACUGGAGAGAAACCUUACGAAUGCAAUCAGUGUGGAAAGGCUUUUACACGAAAGUCUACUCUUAACGAACAUCAGAGAAUUCACACUGGAGAGAAACCUUAUGAAUGUCAACAGUGUGGAAAGGCAUUUACUGGAAGCUCUAAACUUUAUGUGCAUCAGAGAAUCCACACUGGAGAGAAACCUUAUGAAUGUCAACAAUGUGGAAAGACUUAUAAACAUAGGAGUAGUCUCAAUAUGCAUCAGAUAAUCCAUACUGGAGAGAAACCUUAUGGAUGUAAACAGUGUGGAAAGGCUUUUACACUAAAGUCUAUUCUUAAAAACCAUCAGAGUGUCCACACUGGAGAGAAACCUUAUGAAUGUAAUCAGUGUGGAAAUGCUUUUACAUUUAGGUCUAGUCUUAAUAAACAUCAGAGUAUCCACACUGGAGAGAAACCUUAUGAAUGUAAUCAAUGUGGAAAGACUUUUACAUUUAGGUCUAGUCUUAACAAACAUCAGAGAAUCCACUCUGGAGAGCCCCCUUAUGAAUGCAAUCAGUGUGGAAAGGCUUUUAUAUUUAGAUCUAGUCUUAAGGAACACCAGAGAAUUCACACUGGAGAGAAACCUUAUGAAUGUAAAAAAUGUGGAAAGGCAUUUACAGGAAGCUCUAAACUUUAUGUGCAUCAGAGAAUCCACACUGGAGAGAAACCUUAUGAAUGUCAACAAUGUGGAAAGACUUAUAAACAUAGGAGUAGUCUCAAUAUGCAUCAGAUAAUCCAUACUGGAGAGAAACCUUAUGAAUGUAAGCAGUGUGGAAAGGCUUUUACACUAAAGUCUGUUCUUAAAAAACAUCAGAGUGUCCACACUGGAGAGAAACCUUAUGAAUGUAAUCAAUGUGGAAAGGCUUUUACAUUCAGGUCUAGUCUUAAUAAACAUCAGAGUAUCCACACUGGAGAGAAACCUUAUGAAUGUAAUCAAUGUGGAAAGGCUUUUACAUUUAGGUCUAGUCUUAACGAACAUCAGAGAAUCCACUCUGGAGAGCCCCCUUAUGAAUGUAAACAGUGUGGAAAGGCUUUUACACGAACAUCUAGUCUUAACGAACAUCAGAGAAUUCACACUGGAGAGAAACCUUAUGAAUGUAAACAAUGUGGAAAGGCAUUUACAGGAAGCUCUAGACUUUAUGUGCAUCAGAAAAUCCACACUAGAGAGAAACCUUAUGAAUGUCAACAAUGUGGAAAGACUUAUAAACAUAGGAUUAGUCUCACUGUGCAUCAGAGAAUCCACACUGGAGAGAAACCUUAUGAAUGUCAACAAUGUGGAAAGACUUAUAAACAUAGGAGUAGUCUCAAUAUGCAUCAGAUAAGCCAUACUGGAGAGAAACCUUAUGAAUGUAAACAAUGUGGAAAGACUUUUACACUAAAGUCUAUUCUUAACAAACAUCAGAGUGUUCACACUGGAGAGAAACCUUAUGAGUGUCAUCAAUGUGGAAAGGCUUUUACAUUUAGGUCUAGUCUUAAUGAACAUCAGAGAAUCCACACUGGAGAGAAACCUUAUGAAUGUCAUCAAUGUGGAAAGGCUUUUAUAUUUAGAUCGAGUCUUAAUGAACAUCAGAGAAUCCACACUGGAAAGCUGCCUUAUGAAUGCAAUCAGUGUGGAAAGGCUUUUACACGAAAGUCUCGUCUUAACGAACAUCAGAGAAUUCAUACUGGAGAGAAACCUUAUGAAUGUAAACAAUGUGGAAAAGCAUUUAUAGGAAGCUCUAGACUUUGUGUGCAUCAGAGAAUCCACACUAGAGAGAAACUUUAUGAAUGUAAACAAUAUGGAAAGACUUAUGAACAUAAGAUUAGUCUUAAUAUGCAUCAGAGAAUCCACACUGGAGAAAAACCUUAUGAAUGUAAACAAUGUGGAAAGACUUAUAAACACAGGAUUAGUCUCAAUAGGCAUCAGAUAAUCCAUACUGGAGAGAAACCUUAUGAAUGUAAAGAAUGUGGAAAGGCUUUUACUCAGAGGGCUCAUCUUAAUAUACAUCAGAGAAUUCACACUGGAGAGAAACUUUAUGAAUGUAAUCAAUGUGGAAAGGCCUUUACAUUUAGGUCUCUUCUUAACAAACAUCAGAGAAUCCACACUGGAGAGAAACCUUAUGAAUGCAAUCAGUGUGGAAAGACUUUUACCCAAAAGUCUAGUCUUAAAAGGCAUCAGGGAAUCCACACUGGAGAGAUGCCUUAUGAAUGUAAAUAGUGAGGAAAGUCUUUUACACAGAGGGCUUUUCUUAAUAAACAUCAGAGAAUCCACAAUGGAGAGCGAUUAUGCCCACAGAAUUAUUAAACUGCCCAUACCCUAGUCCCUGCAAUACCAGUAUCAAGUCUAUUUCCAAAACUAUUUAUAACAGCUCUCUUUGUGCUAAAAAAUAAUUAGAAAUUGCAGGGAUACUGUCAAUUGGGGAAUGGUUGGACAAGUUGUAAUAUAUGAUUGUGAUGGAAUGCCACUGGGCUAGGAGAAAGGAAUCUGUUUUCCACCUAGUCCUACCUGGUGGGGCUAGAGUAAGAAUUCCACCUAGAUAAGAUGGUGUGUAUAUAGGGGGUGUGAAUUAUUUGGGAAAUGUCAGAAAUGUCCUUGAGAGACCUGGCUUUGUAAGGCUUUUAUUUUUUUAAAGUAAUAAACAUUUUUAUUUAUAGUUUUGAGUACUAAUUUUUAUCCCUCCCUCCCCUCCCACUUAAUCUGAGGCAAAAUAUAGUUUCCCUCUCCAUCUCCCCCAACUAGAUCUACUUUUGCCUCUGUUCUGACUGAAAUAAUCAUUGCUACCUCUGCUUUCCUUGCUCCAGCUGAAGCAGAGUAGAUCCCUCUCCAACUCUCUACAUUCACCCUGCCUAUAUCACUCUGCCUCAAACUGUCCAUAUCUCUCCAUGAUAUUUUUCAUCUGCUCAUCCUUCCCAUUCUGACCCCCAACCCUCUCCUUUUCCACAACUGCCUUACCUAUGAUCACCCCCUUCCCCAAUAUCCCCUGCCCUGUAUCAGUCCCCCCAUUACCCUCCAUUAUCACCAUC